Mustela erminea (ermine) is the source of this 1093-nucleotide messenger RNA. It is a transcript of the gene ARL8B, whose product is annotated as ADP ribosylation factor like GTPase 8B. Gene Ontology annotation, molecular function: GTP binding; GTPase activity. Gene Ontology annotation, biological process: protein transport; anterograde axonal transport. The record is from RefSeq and is a predicted model, not a curated record. Lineage: Eukaryota; Metazoa; Chordata; Mammalia; Carnivora; Mustelidae. Gene Ontology annotation, cellular component: lysosomal membrane.
CCGUGUGUGCCGGUGGUGGCGCGCGGACGAGCGUGUGGGGUAGGGCGAGUCAUAUGACCCGCUCGGCUUCCUGGCUUCGGCCGCCGCCGCCCGCCUGUGUCCGCCAGUGGUGCGCCGCGGCCCCGAGGAGCCGUUGAGGGGUCGGGGCUGAGGCCCGCUCGUGUGGGUGCCGUGCUGCUGCCGUCUUCCCGCCCGUCCGUUCCUUCUCCCUCCCGGCCGCCAUCAUGUUGGCGCUCAUCUCCCGCCUGCUGGACUGGUUUCGCUCGCUCUUCUGGAAGGAGGAGAUGGAGCUGACGCUGGUGGGGCUGCAGUACUCCGGCAAGACCACCUUCGUCAAUGUCAUCGCGUCAGGUCAAUUCAGUGAAGAUAUGAUACCCACAGUGGGCUUUAACAUGAGGAAAGUAACUAAAGGUAACGUCACAAUAAAGAUUUGGGACAUAGGAGGACAGCCCCGAUUCCGAAGCAUGUGGGAACGGUACUGCAGAGGAGUCAAUGCCAUUGUUUAUAUGAUAGAUGCUGCUGAUCGUGAAAAGAUAGAAGCCUCUCGAAAUGAACUACAUAAUCUUCUAGAUAAGCCACAGUUACAAGGAAUUCCAGUGCUAGUACUUGGAAACAAGAGAGAUCUUCCUAAUGCCUUGGAUGAGAAACAGCUAAUUGAAAAAAUGAACCUGUCUGCUAUUCAGGAUAGAGAAAUUUGCUGCUAUUCAAUUUCUUGCAAAGAAAAGGAUAAUAUAGAUAUCACACUUCAGUGGCUUAUUCAACAUUCAAAAUCUAGAAGAAGCUGAAGCAUCUCCUGAAGUCUUCCAGUCCUUCCUGGCUAUAAUCCUAGAAUUACUGUCCGUUCCUCUGAAGUACUUCCCAGAAUACGGUCCUUCCUAAACCCAAGAAAUUGCCUUUUUCAGAGUUUAUUUCUCUUGUGCACUGCUGAAGAUGUGUAUCCCUAAUCCUUCAUAAAGAAUCAGCUAGAGUUGUCAUGAUAAAGUCAGCACACACAGAAAAGCUUCUCAUACAUACUUGUCUUAAACAGUGUGUAGAGCCUUUUUUUUUUUUUUUUUUUUGGGAACUAAAACAAAAACACUUGACCAUCUUAAAU